Messenger RNA from Cuscuta campestris, 5205 nucleotides. The record is from the annotation of a GenBank genome assembly. NCBI's taxonomy places the organism in Eukaryota, Viridiplantae, Streptophyta, Magnoliopsida, Solanales, Convolvulaceae.
CUGAGGAUGCAUUUGGUUGGCGGAUUUCUCGAGCAUCAAAGCAUGCACAUUGAAUAUUUAUAGCCAUAGCAAACCCUCGAAUAAUCUUCAAAAUUUCCCUUUUCCCGGAUUUCAUCCCCAUUUUUCCCCCAUUACUCGACCGCUUUUAGCUUUUAAAUUCGUUCUUUUUUCUCCUGAUGGACUCAAGAACUCCGCCUCCCAAAAGAGUUAGCAAAAGGCCCCUGACGAAUUUUUACUCUGAUCUACCCAAAAAGAGGAUUAGCGAUGGUCGAGAUGCGGGUUCUGCUCAUAAGAAGCAAGCAUACUCUGAAAUGUUUAAAAGGAAGGAAUGCCAAGUUCUUAGGAUAUGCAGCCGUGAAGAUGAGGAUGGAGAUCCUGACAUGGUGGUCAGUUUUCGAGUUCUUAUGCCUAAUGGCACGACUUUAGAGAUGAAAGUAGGGCGAGAUAAAAAUGAAAUGUCGCUUUCUCAACUGGUGGAUGCUAUAAAGACAGAGUACAUGGCCUUGAAGGGAAGAACAUGGUCGCAAAAGAGGCAGAUUAAUUGGAACAGUCCAAGCUUGUAUAUUUUGGAUCCUCUUGACAGGAAGAUUAAGGGAAUUGAUCUCAGGAAGUUGAAUCCGAGAAAGACUUAUAUGUUAAGGCUUCAUGAUGGAUCAGUUGAGGCAGAGAUAUUUGAGAAUAUGUGGGAUCUCACUCCAGAUACUGACUUACUAAAGGAGUUGCCUGAAGAAUACACAUUUGAGUCUGCCCUUGCUGACUUAAUAGAUAAUUCAUUGCAAGCUGUAUGGUAUAAUCCUGAAAAAGAAAGGAGAUUAAUCAGUGUGAAGUUGUCCAUAAACAAGAUAAUAAUAUUUGACACGGGCCCGGGAAUGGAUGGAAGUGUUGAAAAUUCUAUAGCAAAGUGGGGAAAAAUGGGGGCGUCCCUACAUCGGUCGUCAAAAGGAAAAGCCAUAGGAUGCAAACCUCCCUACCUAAAGCCUUAUUUUGGGAUGUUUGGAUAUGGAGGGCCUAUUGCGUCCAUGCACUUGGGACGAAGAGCCAUUGUCUCUUCCAAGACAAAAGCAUCAAAGAAAGUGUAUAUAUUACAUCUAGAGAGAGAUGAUUUACUCAACUGUUCGUCUUCAGAAAACACACGGAGGACUAAUGGUGGCCUAAGAGACCCCUUUGGUUAUGAAGUUCAAGAGUCACCCCAUGGGAGCUUCACUAAAGUGGAGAUUCUAGAGCCAAAAAUGAGAUGUGAAGAUAUAAAGAUACUGCAAGGGAAACUAAAAGACAUUUACUUUCCUUAUAUUCAGUGUGAUGAAAUAUCUGAAACCGGAAGAACUGCAAUGCCAACAGAAUUUCAGGUCAAUGGAACUAACUUGGCAGAAAUCUUGAGUGGAGAAGUGGCUCUUACGAACCUGUUCUCAUGUAAUGGUCCCGACUUUACAUUGGAACUGCAUUUCACUUCAGGCACCAGUUCUAUAGGAGGACAUCACGAAGCAAAUGCUCGCCUAAAGUGUGUUUAUUUUCCUGUAAUUCAGGGUAAAGAAAGCAUUGAAAAGAUAAUUGAAAAUUUAAAACAGGAAGGAUAUGAGACUCUAGAGAACUUUGAAAGUUUUAGCCGUGUUUCUGUUCGGCGCUUGGGUCGCAUGCUUCCAGAUGCUCGCUGGCCACGGCUACCCUUCAUGGAACCCAGACAAAGGAAAGCAGAUUCAUUUAAGAGAUGCUGGUUUAGAGUAAAAUGCUUUGUUGAUACUGAUGCAGGUUUCAACCCCACACCAGCCAAGACAAACUUAGCACAAUGCAAUCCUUUUACCAUUGCACUUAAGCAGUUUGGCAACAAACCGUGUGAGAAAGAUGUACAUAUUGAAAUUUGCAAGGAUGGAAAACCCCUUUCUCUUACACAGCUAGAGAAGGUAUACCAUGAUUGGGUUUUGAAUAUGCACAAUAGAUAUGAUUGUGAAAUUGAAUCAGGCGAUGAUCAACCUAUCAUUGUAUUAAGCUCUGAAAACAGAAAAGAGCUAGGCACUUCAUCUGAUGUCCUGCGGGUUCAUAGAGCUUUCCAGAGGAAAGGAAUCACCUGGAGAUCCGGACAGAAAAUUAAAAUCCUGAAGGGAGCGUGCCCUGGUUUUAACAGAACAAACAUUUUUGCCACUCUAGAGUUUAUUAUACUCGAAGGAUGUGAAGGUGAUGGUGGUGAUGCUUGGAUUGUAUGCAGGCAAUUGGGAGUUCACCCUGAGGAUGGUUGCCGACUUUCUUUGGAUAAAGAAAGCCCUCACCUAGAUCUACGUGGAUCUAAAUCUUUACCAUUCAGUGUCAUUGAUUCUGAUAAGUGCAUACAAGUUGAUGACACCGAGUGGGAACACCAGCUUGAUAAAUACCAUCAAGAAAAAACCCCAUCCUCAAUUGAAUUAUUGGAUGCCAAAGAUUUCCCAGACUUGAAUGUUGAUGAGACACUGCCUCACGAUGUAGUUGAUGCUGGUCACGACCCUCCCGAGGAAAUUUAUGCAGUUGUUCGUCCAUCGUCCUCCAAAUCUGCUGUGGCUUCUAAGAAAUUGGACCAAAAGUACAUACUUAGAGAAAAUUUUGAGAUGAUUCUGAACAUCAGAUUUUCUGCUUCAGACAAGAAUGACCAAUGUGCCGCCCAUGUAUACUCUCUUCGCACAAAACCAUCAUCACAUAAUGGGGUGAGCGGGGUUUAUGUUUUUCCGUUGAGAAUGAAGUUGCCAGAGUUAUUUCACAAAGCUGGAGUAUAUUCUUUUCUAUUUUCACUUAACCAAAUUACUUGUGGAACUUAUGAAAGAAAAGUACACGUACGAGCUUUGUCGGAGACUGGAAGUUGGGGUCUUUCAAGUAAAAACAGUGGGAAAUAUAAAACAAGGGUUGGUAUGCGUGAACUUCCACCUAUCUAUAUUGCAUGUUAUGACAAAUACAUGAACAGCAUUCAGUUCAAGCCCUUUUCUGAUGUUGAGGUCAAGCUUCACUCUGAAAGGGGUGAUUUUGCUCAUGAUUAUUCUAUGGAUGUAUAUAUUUCGAAAGAUAAACUCACUUUAACUGUUAAGGGUUUGGUUUUCGAGUCCAGUGAACUAGACAAGAUUGGACCAAGCUAUGAAACUACCUUGUCAAUAGGUUCGAAGGAUGAGCCAUUUUCUGUAACCAUUCAAGUUCAGGUUUUGCCUGGGCCGCCACACCAUGUGAGUGUCCAUCCACUGAAAUUAAGACAUAAAUUCAUUCCUGGCACGUUAAUCUCAGAGCUCAAAUUGGAGCUGUUUGAUGAAUAUAAUAAUCAUAUCCAAAAAGAAGAAGAAAUCCAACUGCAGAUGGAUGGAUUCUGUGCUCCAAACACUAAAAGCUGUCUUUUAUUUAAGGUUGAUGAAAAUGGGUGUAUAAACCUUGGUGGCAUACUUAAAGUUACAGCAGGAUAUGGUAAAACAGCAUCUCUUUCUGUUUUCUCUGGUGAAGAAGCAAUUUUCAAGAAAGAUUUUCAAAUUGAAAAGCGAGAGCUACGCGUUGCAUCAGAGAUACCUGAAUUUUGUGUUCCUGGUUCUCAUUUGGAGAAUGUCGUAUUUGAAGUCAUAGAUUCUGAAGGUGAAGUUGAUGAAAGUAUCCAUGAUGAUGAAAAAAACGGUCAACCCCACACACUUAUUAUAAAAUCUGAGUGGUCAAAUAUAGAUGAGAAUGUAAGAUACAGCUUCCGGCAUGGUCGCUGCACAGUCUGUAGCAUCUCUCUCCCAGAGGUUGAAGGGAAAUUCCAAUUCCUAGCCGUUCAUUCUCGUCACUUGGAACUGCAGUUGCGCAUAGAGGUGAAUACAAAAAAUGCUGCAAAACUUCCCUCUGGAAAUCUGCAAUCUCAUAAUCCAGUGAAAUCAAUAUUAAAAGAAGUGGAGGCUGAACAAUUCCAGUCUCAAAGUAUUGAGGAACCAAUAUCGAAUGGAGUGGAAGUUGAAUAUUUCCAAUCUCAAAGCCCAGAGAAAUCAAUAUUAAAAGUAGGGGAAGUGGAAGUUGAAAAUUUGCGAUCUCAAAAUUUGAUGCAGCAGCAGAUCUUGCUUUAUCAGAAAUCCUCCCCCAAGCAAGUUCCAAUGUUAGAUCACGAUGAAGCUUUCUAUGAGUAUUCAGAUAUAAACAUUAAAGAGCUUGCUGCUUCCAGAGGUCUAGAAAGUGAAGGGGAGUUCAUAACUAUUCACAAGAAGGAAUUAAUCAUUGAGCAGAUUUGUUAUACGAAUGACUCAGCUGCAGCCAUUACCUGCAGUCUGAUUGAAGCACCGUCAUCAAAAGAGUCAUGCCAUGCAUUCUCUAAAGAGAUACUAGGCGUGGUUGCAUUGCUUGGAUUUACUGAAACCAAUGAGCUUAGUAGGAUGUUAGCAGAGUACCUCGGUGAGAAGCAAAUGCUUGCGGUGGUUUGCAAAGCACAUGCUCCUGUUGGUGCCACACAGAUGCAUGCGAAGAAGCACGGGCACUUGAAUGGUUCAGAUUCUCUGUGUGCAUUAGCCAAUCAUCUUGGAAUCUCUAUUAAGGGAGGAUACGAUAUCAUAUGCCUCGACGAUAUAAGGCCUUACACUGGUGAGAUGAGUUAUGAUCCCCAAAGAAAGCUAGCAUUACCCAAUCCUACAUUACCAAAUGGCGAGAGUCCUCCCGGGUUUUUAGGCUAUGCUGUGAAUAUGAUACACAUAUCUGCAAAUCAUCUGCACUACAGAACUGCCUCUGGUCAUGGUCUUCGUGAGACACUGUUUUAUCGUCUACUAGGGGAUCUCCAAGUCUAUUCAAAUAGAGAUUUCCUCAUCAUGGCUAGUUCUUGCAUCCAUAGCGCUCCCGCUAUUUCCUUGGAUGGGGUUAUCAUCAGAGGAAACGGCAUCACUUCCCUCGUAUUAUUAGGGGAUCCACUGGUCAGGUUUCCUGUCAUCUCAAGGGAGCAGCAACCGGAGACUGUUAAUCUAGACGUGUUAAAUCUUCUGGAUUCUAAGAAGAUGGAGCUGAGGGAGGUUCAACUUAAUUUGGAUGAUAAAAGAAGGGUUUUUGUGGAGCUCAAGGAAAAGUUUAGCAGCUAUCGUAAUAAAUACUUGAAGUUUUGCUCAAGGGACAAUUCACCAGACGUUGAACCGUAGAUGAGAUUAAAUGAGAAAGCAAUGCAGAGUAUGAAACCGCACAUAUUAGAGGGGUGGCGUUGAAGGAUGGAGAUGUAAAUUGUAUAAAAUGUUCGAAGAAUAUUAAAAAUUGUGUAAUUUU